UGUGUUUAAAUCAAGGAUAAUACUAGUUAAAGAUGUCCCACAAGUACACGGAGCUCAUUAAGCUCGGCACGCAGUAUGCCCGGCGCAUGAAUUACCUCUCAAAUCGCAUUUUCGGUGAAGUGGCACGCACCACCAACGAAAAGUCAAUGAAGGUGGUUCGCAUGUUCUCCGAAGAGCCCAUCCACAAACGGGACUAUGUCGUGAACUGGUAUCCACGGCAUGUGGAGACGCAUCUGCUGAUGAAAAACCUGCGAGAUUACGGCCUGUUCCGUGACGAGCAUCAGGACUUCAAGGAGGAAAUGAAACGUUUGCGCAAGUUGCGUGGCAAGGCGGCUCCCAAGAAGGGAGAGGGCAAGCGUGCGUCCAAGAAGUAGACAUAAAUAAAAUACACAAAACAACCUUUUUAUUAA
This is a messenger RNA of Drosophila pseudoobscura, 410 nucleotides long. It is a transcript of the gene mRpS33, whose product is annotated as mitochondrial ribosomal protein S33. NCBI's taxonomy places the organism in Eukaryota, Metazoa, Arthropoda, Insecta, Diptera, Drosophilidae. The coding region runs from base 33 to 374 and encodes 113 amino acids. Gene Ontology annotation, cellular component: mitochondrion. The transcript is spliced from 2 exons. The record is from RefSeq and is a predicted model, not a curated record.